AUGGUCAGGCCAUCCAUCAGAUGUGAACCUGUGGACCUUAAGCAAAUCUUGAAUAGAGAAAGGUAUCUAGCAUCUGGGUGUUCGUAUAAAGAUCUGCAUUACUCCUACCGAGUUGGUGUCUCAACAAUUAGCAAUAUUGUGAGAGAAGUUACUCGGAGUAUAUGGAAUAAUAUGGGUACUAAAUUUAUGGCAUGCCCUGAUACGCCAGAUAAAUGGGAGGAAAUAGCGAAUGGAUUCUGGAUGAAAACGAAUUUCCCGCAUUGCCUCGGUGCGGUAGACGGGAAACAUAUAAGACUGAGAAAACCCGAUAACACUGGCUCUAUGUACUUCAACUACAAAGAUUACUUCUCUAUUGUUUUAUUAGCAGUCGUAGAUUCAGAAUAUCGUUUUAUAUACGUGAAUAUAGGGUCCUAUGGAAAAGAUUGUGAUUCGUCAAUCUGGAAAGAAUCUACAUUGUGGAAAAAGUUGACACAGGGCGCUUUAAACAUACCAACACCCAGACCUUUAGAACAGACACAAAUAAAUGUACCCUUUGUGUUUAUUGGCGAUGAAGGUUUCGGAUUGCAUGACAAUUUAUUAAGGCCUUUUGGCGGUACACAUUUAGACAAGAAAAAGCGAAUAUUUAAUUACCGACUUACUCGCGCUAGAAGAUAUGUUGAAUGUGCAUUUGGCAUCUUAGCUAAUAGAUGGAGGAUAUUUCAUCGUCCUCUAGAUGUUAAACUAGAAACAGCAAUAUGGAUAGUAAAAGCGUGUACUGUGUUACAUAAUUUUGUCCGAGAAAAAGACGGGUUUAAUUUUGAAAACGCUCAUUUGCCAGAAAUCCACCUUGACAACUUACCAAAAGCACAAAAUAUACGAGGAGGACUAUCUGCCAAUUCCAUAAGAACAACUUUUGCUGACUAUUUUCUAACAGAAGCUGGUUCUGUUUCUUGGCAAGAUGAAGCCAUCGGUCAAAUUUUGCGAAACGCUAUUUCCCUCUACAAGGUGCCCAUUUGGGACAUUGUAUUGGGAGUUAAGUUCAUCAACUUUAAAAAAGAAUGUUGUGAAAUAAACAGGGCUAGCCGGGUGAAGCAGCGCUUCACCUGCGUCAUGGGGCGAGCCGCCACUGGAAUAUACAACUACACCAAUGAAAUAAUUGGGCAUUCUUUAGAGAGUCUAUAA
Molecule: messenger RNA, 1161 nt
Organism: Acanthoscelides obtectus
Lineage: Eukaryota; Metazoa; Arthropoda; Insecta; Coleoptera; Chrysomelidae
Source: the annotation of a GenBank genome assembly